Neolamprologus brichardi is the source of this 2028-nucleotide messenger RNA. The record is from RefSeq and is a predicted model, not a curated record. Lineage: Eukaryota; Metazoa; Chordata; Actinopteri; Cichliformes; Cichlidae.
GUGGACUGUAAAGUUACGGGCUUCUUCCUUUGCUCCGGUUUGUAUUUCGUCAGCCACGAGAUUCCAAGUCCAGCAGACAGAAGAGUUUCUCCGCAGAGCUUCAGGAACAUGGGAGACCCUGUGACCGAGUACACGGCCCGGCUGCAGCAACAGGAGCAAGAGAUCCAGCGUCUGUCUGCAGAGAUCAAAAAUCUUGAAAACUCCCAGAACCUCAGUCCAUCUCCACGCCUGGAAGAGCUGCGGGAGGAAAACACCCGACUCAAGUACCGCCUCAACAUCCUGAAGAAGAGUCUGCAGGAAGACUCACUGAGUCAACGCGGCAAAGCCAUGUUAAACAUCAACCAGCGACUUCAGGAGGUCUUCGGCGAGGCCAUCCGGGCCUCCUGCCCCGAGCUUGACAACCCGCCACUUUCCAUUGCGCCCAGCCAGCAGGGCAAGUUUGGGGACUACCAGUGCAACAGCGCCAUGAGCAUGUCCCAGAUGCUGAAGGCAAAGGGGAUAAAGAUGAACCCGAGGGAGAUCGCAGAGAAGAUUAUCACAAAUCUUCCAGACAACGAACUCGUCCAGAAAACGGAGGUCGCAGGGCCAGGUUUCAUCAACAUCUACCUGCAGAAGACAUUUGUGUCCAAACAGCUGAGCAACUUGUUGAUUAACGGAGUGCAACCCCCACCACUGCCAUCCAAGAAGAAGGAGUCAAAGAAGCGCUUUGACAUGGACGAGGAGUUUAAGAAGCGGGCGUACCAGUGUGUCGUCAAACUGCAGAGCAAAGAGCCGGAGUUCAUCAAAGCCUGGAACCUCAUCUGUGACGUGUCCAGGAAAGAGUUUCAGAAAAUUUACGACUGCCUGGACAUCAAGCUCAUCGAGAGAGGAGAGUCGUACUACCAGGACCAAAUGGUUGAGGUGGUGAAGGAGUUUGAGAAGAAAGGCCUGGUGGAGCUCGACGAGGGUCGUAAGGUCGUCUUCCCCCCAGGGCAGCCCAUCCCCCUCACCGUCGUCAAGUCAGACGGGGGCUACACCUACGACACGUCAGACCUCGCGGCCAUUCGCCAACGAAUCUUCGAAGAGAAGGCCGACAUCAUCAUCUACGUCACCGACAGUGGACAGUUUGAGCACCUCGUCUCCGAGCGUUGGGUUUCAUCUUGUCGUCGUGUGAGCGAUCGCUGCGCUCUGAUUGGUGGUUUGUUAGCCGGCGUCCUCGCACUGAGCCGCUGUUUCUGCCGUUUCCUCCACAGGAAGAAGUUUAAGACUCGUUCUGGAGACACGGUGAGGCUGAUGGACCUGCUGGACGAGGGACUGAAGAGGUCCAUGGACAAGCUGAAGGAGAAGGAGCGAGACAAGCUCAAACAAGGAAACGUCACAUUCUUUGGACCCGGGUCGGUCUAUAGGCUGCUGGACCCGACCGAGAGUAACCCAUUGGAUCCCAUUGGGUCCCAGUACAGCCCAGUAUGGGGUAACCAGUGUAUUCUGAGCAGGAAGAGCCGGUCCAUCACCCGUCUGGCCAAAAUCGACGAGGCCACGCUGAAGAAGGCGGCAGAGACCACGGAGAUCCUCUUGGACCACGACAAGGAGUGGAAGUUGGGGAAGUGCAUCCAGCGUUUCCCGGAGAUCCUGCAGAAGAUUCUUGACGACCUGCUCCUCCAUACGCUGUGCGACUACCUGUACGAGCUCGCCACCACUUUCACAGAGUUCUACGACAGCUGCUACUGCGUGGAGAAGGACCGGCAGACGGGUGAGGUGAUCAAGAUCAACAUGUGGAGGAUGCUGCUCUGCGAAGCCACUGCAGCCAUCAUGGCCAAAAGCUUUGACAUCCUGGGUCUGACCCCGGUCGAGAGGAUGUGAUGUCAGAGUUCAGAACGAGGGGAAGCCUGAAGAUGAACCUUGGCAGUCUGAACUCAGUGAACCGGAAGAGUUAUUUUUCCAUAACACUUAUUAAAUCAAACAUGGGACGGGGAAAUCAUUGUGUUCGACUCAUUUAUUAAUGUCUCGUGUGAAGGAUCUUUUUAUUAAAGGGCGAUUGUGAAACCAAAA